AUGCGAUUGACCGUCGAACUCAUCCAGAAUUCCCUUUCCUACAUCAAUCCGCUCAAGGAUCGCGAGCUAGAUCUUCGAGGGCACAAGAUCCCCGCGAUUGAGAAUCUGGGUAUUGCAAAGGACCAAGAUGCGAUUGACUUCACCGAUAAUGAUAUCUCCUCGCUGGCGAAUUUCCCCUUCUUCCCUCGCCUGCGCACCCUCCUCCUCGCGCGCAACCGGGUCAAGCACAUCCAGCCGGCCAUCGCCUCCUCCAUACCCAAUCUGUCGACGCUGGUGCUAACGGCGAACAACAUGUCCGAGCUGGCGGACUUGGAUCCGCUCCGCAACCUGGCGCGGUUGACGCAUCUGGUGUUGAUGGAGAAUCCCGUUACACGGAAAGAGCCAAGAGUCCUGUCUGACCUGACCAUCUCCCCCCAGCACUACCGAUACUGGAUCAUCUGGAGGAUCCCCACCGUCCGCUUUCUCGACUACCAGAAGGUGAAGGAUGCAGAGCGCGCAAAGGCACGGGAACUCUUUGGUACGGCGGAGGAGCCGUCUGCCCUCGCGUCCAAGCUCAUGGGCAUCAAGUCACGAACCUUCGAAGUGCCGUCUGGCGGCGCUGCGGAGCGCGCGCCCGCGGACAAGGCGGUGCGGGUCAAGUUGACCGAGAAGGAGAGGAAGCGGGUGGAGAAGAUGAUCCGGGAGGCCAGGAGUCUGCAGGAGAUUACUAGGCUGGAGAAGGAGUUGAAUGAGGGGCGGAUACCCGGCGGGGCCUUGGAUGCUGGGGAUGACAGUGACGAUGAGGAUAAGAUGCAGAUGUGA
Molecule: messenger RNA, 801 nt
Organism: Aspergillus clavatus NRRL 1
Lineage: Eukaryota; Fungi; Ascomycota; Eurotiomycetes; Eurotiales; Aspergillaceae
Gene: lea1
Product: U2 snRNP complex subunit LEA1
Exons: 4
Coding region: 1-801 (266 amino acids)
Biological process (GO): mRNA splicing, via spliceosome
Cellular component (GO): U2 snRNP
Molecular function (GO): U2 snRNA binding; protein binding
Source: RefSeq, a predicted model, not a curated record